AGCGGCGGCGGCAGCAGCAGCAGCGGAGCCCCUGCGUGCCCCAGUCCUGCCUCCUUGGCAGGAUCUCGAAGCUGAGUGCACAUCUCCAGCCGCACCCAAGCUUCUUUUCCGUCUGCCUUUUCAAGCUCUUCAUGCUGCCCAACUGAAAGGAGAAAAUGGGCACCGGGGAUUUUAUCUGCAUUUCCAUGACCGGAGGGGCGCCCUGGGGGUUCAGAUUGCAAGGUGGCAAGGAGCAGAAGCAGCCCUUACAAGUUGCUAAGAUUCGAAGUCAGAGCAAAGCCUCUGGGUCUGGGCUCUGUGAGGGAGAUGAAGUGGUUUCUAUCAAUGGCAACCCUUGUACAGAUCUCACCUAUCCUGAAGUCAUUAAGCUCAUGGAAAGCAUAAAAGACUCUCUCCAAAUGCUCAUCAAAAGACCAUCCAGUGGAAUAAAUGAGACUCUGAUCACUGAAACAGAAAAUAAAAACCAUGAGCAGCUCAUACAUGAGGGGUUCGUGGAAAGCACCACCCUGCAGAUUCAACCAGCCACAAAAACACAGUACAGAGAGCUCUACAUCGCUUCAGUCAGGAGUGGAGUUUCCGUCGCUGAGGACCAAGGAAGUGGUCCCGAUUGUUCAGGGGGUAUAAAAGAAGAAUCAGGCCCGAGUUACCAAAUGGCUCCCCAGAUGCCUGACUCCCACAGCAGAUGCUUGACAGAUGAGGGUAUCUUAAAGGAGAAGGCAGAAGCAGGGUGGCCAGGCACUGUGGUUGAGCUACAACUUUCCCUUUCCCAGGAGAGACACAAGGACACUAGUGCCCCUGUGGUGGCUCUCUUGGGAGCUGAAAAAUCUCAGUCUCUUGCGCCAGACUCUAACUUACAACACGACGGGACAGUCCACAUAAAUUCAGUCCCCACUGAUGAGAAAGGAGACCUUUCUCUGAGAUCCAGCAAGAUCAUCCAGAUCUCCAGUAGCAAAGAGCUGAGAGUGAUCCAGGGAAGGGCCGCAGGAGACACGGGACUGCCCCGAGUGGAAGUGAUCCUGGACUGCUCUGACAGGCAGAAGACGGAAGGGUGCAGGCUGCAGGCAGAAAAGGGGUGUGUGGAUUCUCCAGUGGAAGGAGGGCAGUCAGAAGCACCUCCUUCUCUGGUAUCCUUUGCAGUCUCAUCAGAAGGCACAGAGCAGGGAGAAGAGGCACGCUCGGAAAGGGAUCAGAGCAGACCUCACAAGCACAGAGCAAGGCACGCAAGGCUCAGGAGGAGUGAAAGCCUAUCAGAAAAGCAGGUGAAAGAAGCAAAAUCUAAAUGCAAAAGCAUUGCCCUUCUUCUAACGGAUGCCCCCAACCCCAACUCCAAGGGGGUGUUGAUGUUUAAGAAGAGACGUCGAAGGGCCAGAAAAUACACCCUAGUCAGCUACGGUACUGGAGAGCUUGAGCACGAGGCAGACGACGACGAAGGAGACAAAGACGAUACAUGUGAAGUAGCAUUUCUGGGUACAAGUGAAUCAGAGGUAGAUGAACAGUUAUUGUCUGACACUGACGACAACACACAAGUUGUGAACUUUGACUGGGAUUCUGGUCUUGUGGACAUUGAAAAGAAACUGAGCAGUGGGGACAAGAUGGAGAUGUUGCCAGACACCACAGGCAAGGGGGCCCUCAUGUUUGCCAAGAGAAGGGAGAGGAUGGAUCAGAUCACAGCCCAAAAAGAGGAGGAAAGGAGGAGUGCGAUGCCAAUCAGAGAACCAGAUGUCACCCAGACAGAUGGCCUGAGAACCAUGACUUCUUACCAAAGGAAAGAAGAACAGUCGGUGAGAGUGCAGAGCUCGGUGAGCAAAAGCUAUAUCGAGGUGAGUCAUGGUGUUGGCCACGUGCCCCAACAGAAUGGCCUCAGUGGGAUGCCUGAGACAGCAGAUGCCCAAAGGAUGACCCCUACGAACAGAACAGCAAAACCCUUCCCAGGGUCUGUGAACCAGCCAGCAACCCCCUUCUCCCCAACCCAAAACAUAACAAGUCCCACUACUGACUUUCCUGCACCUCCACCUUAUUCUGCGGUCACUCCUCCUCCUGAUGCUUUCUCCAGAGGGGUAUCAAGUCCAAUAGCUAGCCCAGCACAGCCCCCUCCAUGGCCUCAGCCUGCCCCGUGGGCCCAGCCAGCCUUUUAUGAUUCAUCCGAGCAAAUAGCGUCCAGGGACGAGAGAAUCGCAGUGCCUGCAAAAAGAACAGGCAUCUUGCAGGAGGCCAAAAGGAGGAGCACGACAAAACCCAUGUUCACCUUUAAAGAGCCCAAGGUGAGCCCCAAUCCUGAACUCUUGUCACUUCUUCAAAAUUCAGAAGGCAAACGGGGCGCUGGAGGUGAUUCUGGACCUGAAGAAGACUACCUCAGCUUAGGAGCAGAGGCUUGUAAUUUCAUGCACAGCCCCUCUGCUAAACAGAAGACCCCACCUCCCGUUGCUCCAAAACCUGCAGCCAAGUCCUCAUCCUCCCAACCAGUAACUCCAGUUUCUCCAGUCUGGUCACCAGGUGUGGCUCCAGCCCAACCUCCUGCCUUCCCCACGUCACACCCAUCCCAGGCCACUGUUGUGUCCUCUAUCAAAAUAGCUCAGCCUUCUUACGCUCCUGCCCGGCCUGCAAGUGCUCUGCAUCUGGCUGGUCCCUUCAAAGGACCACAAGCAGCAGUAGCCAGUCAGAAUUACACACCCAAGCCAACAGCUCCCACACCAACUGUGAAUGCUGCUCAUGCUGGUAAAGUGGGACCAUCCAAUGAGCUUCCAGGAAUGAGUGGGAAAGGGGCCCAGCUCUUUGCUAAAAGGCAGUCAAGAAUGGAGAAGUAUGUGGUAGAUUCAGACACAGUGCAGGCCCAUGCUGCUCGUGCUCAGUCUCCGACUCCAUCCCUACCAGCCGGAUGGAAGUACUCCUCCAAUGUCCGAGCACCUCCUCCCGUGGCCUACAAUCCCAUCCACUCCCCCUCCUACCCACUGGCCGCUGUCAAGUCUCAGCCAUCAGGUCCACAGGCCCCCAAACCAAGCAAGAAAAAGGGCAAGAAACCCCUCAAUACUUUGGAGGUCAUGAAGCACCAACCAUAUCAGCUCAAUGCUUCCUUGUUUACUUUCCAACCUCCUGAUGCAAAGGAUGUCCUCCCCAAAAAGUCAUCUGUCAAGAUCAGUUCAUCACCAGCCUUGAAGCAAACCCUUCCUCCCCAGCCAGUGAAUGCUGGCUCACCCAUUAGUGUGCAGGCUUCGUCAGUGUAUUCACUACCAGCCUAUACCUCUCAGCCUUCCUUCUUUGCAGAGGCCACCUCACCAGUCAGCGCAUCCCCAGUGCCCGUGGGUAUUCCCAUCUCUCCAAAGCAAGAAUCAGUCUCGUCAUCUUAUUUUGUGGCACCAAGGCCGAAGUUCUCAGCCAAGAAGAGUGGUAUCACAGUUCAGGAGUGUGGACGCUCACUUUCUCUUCCUGGAAGACUGGUCCCUCCGACCAUCUCUACAACAUCUCCUUUGGUGUUCCAGCCUGCUUACAGCAAACCAACUGAUGGGCUUGAGAAAGCAAACAAGAGACUAACUCCCUGGGAAGCAGCAGCAAAGUCUCCUCUUGGUCUAGUGGAUGAUGCCUUCAGACCCAGAAACAUCCAGGAAUCCAUUGUGGCAAAUGUGGUCUCAGCUGCUCGGAGGAAGGUGCUUCCAGGCCGCCCCGAGGAUUGGAAAGAGAGAGUCUCCUAUGUAUCUCAAACCCAGAAGGCUAACAUGGGCUCAUUUGGAAGGCAAGAGUAUAGUGUCACAUCCCUACCCAAUAAUAGUGUGUUCACCAACUCCCAAUAUGGUUCACAGUUGCCAUAUGCAUAUUAUAGGCAGCCUUCCAGAAAUGAUUCUGAAAUAAUGUCCAUGGAGACUAGGUCUGAUUAUUGCCUGUCAGUGGGUGAUUGCAACUAUAACCCACGCCCACGGGGAUGGAGACGCCAAACCUGAAAGUUAGAAGAACCUGACUGAGUGCCACUUAUAACCAAUAAAGCUCCCUUGUAGGGUUUUGGGCUCUUCUAGUAGAUUCACUUUUAAUCUUGGCUUGUUCUCAUAGGUCAUUUAUAUGAGUGUGUCUGUGUGUGUAUGUAUGUGUACACACACGAGUGUGAAUCACUUCCUUGUCCUCUGAUACACAGAUUAUUUCUUUGAAGAAAAAAAUUCAUCUUCUGCAUUGAUGUGCUGGCACUAAUAUGUAAUUCAUAAUCUUGAUUCCACUUAUAUGAGAUAGUCUAGGCAACUAAACUCUGCUCUAUUAAAAUGAAACUAAGUAUUUUCUUCCAGGAAGGAAGUGAAAAAUACAGUGUGCUAAUUUUCAUUGGUGGUAAUAACAAAAGAAUAUAACAGUGAAGAAAUUUUCAAUAGGAGCAUGCCAGUAAAUAAUGACUAUAUAGAAAAGGGUUUCCGGGCUGUUAUUUUAAGUAUUUCGCUGAAAAAUUUUUUAAACUCAAAUAAAAUUCAGAUUUCUUUUUUUAGAACUUGACAUAUGGUUUUCAGAAAGAAACAAGUAUAUUAGAAUAAGAUAACUAUACAUUUCAGAAGGACUUUUGAGGUAAAUGGUGUAAUGUGUGGGGAAUAGAAAGAUUUAAGUAUUGGAUUUAUUUCUAAUCUAUUUAAAGCCAGCAGUUUCAGACAGGAAUAGACUCUGGGUUCAGGUGUCCUCAUCUGUCAAAUGAGAAGAUUGGAUUAUCUAAUCUCUUAGAUCCUUAACAGCUCUGGUAUACUGAGAUUCUCUCAUUAGUAGAAUGAUGUUUGAUGCAUUGUAAAUGUCUGCUCAUCAUUUAAAUAUCAGAUUAUGAUCAGGGGUGUGUUCGGUAAUUGGUGUCACUACAUUUAUCAGUAAAGGUCCCAAAAGGAAUUGUUGGGUGACAGGUUUUGUGUUAUGUGUUACGUGGAGUGAGGGUUGAUGUGAAGGAAAAAACUACUAAUGGAUUCAAGGAAGUGGUAGAUGGCUGAUUUAUUGUGCAACUAGUUGUUGGUCAUCACUGCUUAUUUAGAAAACAUGCCACAGAAGCCUAUGCAUCCAGUAGUGCUUCUUUAGAAAGCUGUCAUUAGGAUGUUCAAAGGAUGUUAACCAGCUGCUUCAUCAGCCCCAUGACCCAUGCCUUGGGAGCAUGACGCUGCAACAAUGAGGUCAAACACAACUGUGUGCUCCUUACGCCAUACCCACAAAGUGUUAAAUAAAAGGGAAUUCAAAGUAUUUUACAACAUAAGCAAGGAUCCAGAAUCUUUUAAAAUAAUACUAGUAAAAAACAUCUUGACUGUUUAAAGUUUUCCUAGUUUUAACAAUGUAGUUACUUUGCUUUGUUUUACUUUUUAACUCUUGAACUUACUAUGAAGAUACCUUUCCAAAAUAAAACUUAAAAAAUGCCAGGAUACAAGUAAUCUCUCAUUUUAGAAGUAAAAUAUCAGAAAUAUCACAGAAAGUUCUAUUACUGAUGGAACUGCCCAGAUAAUUUGUUCAUUUAUGGAUAAAAGAAAAGAUGAAUAUUUUUAAAAGUGAUAUUGUUAAAUUAUGUUAAAGUGAUAUUUUAGUAAUUCUCUUCAAUUAUGAGAUAUAAUCACUGACUCCUAGAAGUUCCUAAUGAAUCUUAAAAAAUAAUAUCUGGUAUUAAGUUUGUCAGCAAAUUCUUAGGGAUCAAGUAAAAUCCUACUUGUUUAAACAUUUAUUAUAGUGGUUGAAUCAUUCUAGAUUUGAAUGUAUUAAGAUAUGGGGAUUUAGCAGAUUUGGCAUCAAGGGAUCAUCUUCUAUUUUGUUACUUUCUUUUGUAAGUGCUAAUAGUUAUUUCCAUCAGUUGAUAUGCAUUAUGUUAUUCACAAAAACUUUCACUGGACUCAAAAUAGAGAGAAGCAGACAUUUUAAACUUAAAUACUAUCAUUAUAAAACAGACUUCUCCCUCUUUGCAUGUACUAGAAUGAAAUUAUUAUUUGUAUUAAGCUAUCUGGAUUUAGUCUAGAUAUCAAGAAGUAAAACAAAACAUGGCAGGUGAGUUGUGCAUUUUUCACUGGUGAGGAAAUAAAUGAAAGUCUCAUAUUUUUAUUGGAAAUCAAUGUUUCAGGAAACCAUACUUUACAGAUAUAAUUAUGAAAAAUGCCCUUGUCAAAUCUUCAUGAAAUGCAUCAUGAGUCUAGUCUAUUUGACUAUGCAUUAUGGGUCUAGUUUAUUUGAAAAGGAAUAAAGUUAGAUAGCUUACAUUCAAGCUAAUGUUUGAGACAAGACACCUGCUAUCUUGAAAUCUGAUUCCUAUGGAUGAGAAGAUCUAGAUAACUAUUGUUCUCACAAAAAUCAAAUGAGUUGGUCUCAUAUUCUAAAUGAUAGCAUGUUUAUGAAAGAACUGUUGCUUUGUAAAUACAUACCACAUUUGUUGUAAGAAGUUUUUCUACUAGAAGCAAUCACAUCAGUAGAAAGAGUUCCUGAUUUAUUGUGGAUUAAUAAGCCUACUCUUAAAGGACAGUAUGACAACCAUAGGGAUACUAAUUUGGUACCCUGCCUCCAUCUUGAGUUUAAGCAUCACAAUCAUUGCAUGCAUGUGAAGUGUCCAUUUUUAAGAUGCUUGUAUUUCAAGAUUCAUAAAUUCUGUCUUUUAUUUUGAGUUUUAUUAAUGCACAGAUUCGAUUCCGUUUAUUUUUUCAAUAUAUUGCUUUCAUGUUUUGGCACUAUCACUCACAUUGGAAAGUACUACCCUAUUAGGUCUCAAGCAUAUAUAUAUAUAUAUAAAUGAAUUGAAACUUUGGAUAAAUAUGCUUAGUUUUAUAAUUAGGGAGAAAUUGCAGAAAUGUUUGUUUUUUAAGAUAAGGUAUAUUUUCACAUUUGGUUUCUAUUCAUAGUAGAAGUAUCUACACUGUCCACAUUUUUCUAUUAAAUAAAAACAAAAGACUAUGAUCUCUUGCCAAUUAGUUUGACAUUUGCACCUCUGAAAUCCCAAAAGACUGUUUUUGAAUGAUGCAUACUAAAAAUUGAAAUUAUGUUAAUAAUAAAAGUAACUUGAAAAUCAA
Messenger RNA from Choloepus didactylus (southern two-toed sloth), 6977 nucleotides. RefSeq names its product synaptopodin 2 (gene SYNPO2). The transcript is spliced from 5 exons. The record is from RefSeq and is a predicted model, not a curated record. The coding region runs from base 156 to 3932 and encodes 1258 amino acids. Gene Ontology annotation, molecular function: actin binding. Gene Ontology annotation, biological process: positive regulation of actin filament bundle assembly. Gene Ontology annotation, cellular component: nucleus; actin cytoskeleton; Z disc. Lineage: Eukaryota; Metazoa; Chordata; Mammalia; Pilosa; Megalonychidae.